Messenger RNA from Cyclocybe aegerita, 840 nucleotides. Lineage: Eukaryota; Fungi; Basidiomycota; Agaricomycetes; Agaricales; Hemipholiotaceae. The record is from the annotation of a GenBank genome assembly.
AUGACAGAAGAGAAUCCCCUCGUCCUUACGGACGACAUAGCGGACUUCCGCGCUCUUUGUUGGGCACUCUACGCGACACCUGUACAGCUAUACACCUAUCAGGGGGAGCGAAUUCGCACGUUGGACCUUCUCCAAGUCGUCUGCCUUCUUGAGAUUGCACACAAAUACCACUUCACCGCGUACGAGCACUGGGCGCGCGAUAUCCUGAUCCGACAUACCGACCCACGUAACCUCCACCCCCAAUUUCGAUUUUCCUAUCCACCAUCCCUGCUGUCACGAAUGCUACGUCUGUCAGAAAAAUGCCACUCGGCCAAGCUUAGGGACAACGUCGAAGCUACAUGGCUUCUGCGAUUCGACUCCCCGGGUUUGGCCCUCACCACCGCGGAAGAUCUCCAAUUACGCCAGUUUCAAGGAAAAUGCUACUACAAAUUGGUUCGUAAUUUAGGUUCCAUACGACUCGAGGGGUCUUCGACUGCCUUUGUCCCCUAUGAAAUGGAGCUCUCCCCAGAGCAGCGCGCGCGUCUGUUCCAAGGCGCGUGGUCCAUUCAGCGGUUCUUGAGAGGAUUAAGGGAAGAUUGUCGUCUCCCCAAGAAAGACGCAGCUUGUGAUCAAGCUCGACACGACAUCGCAUGCAAACGGGCAUCUCAAGACUUUUUUGGACGAGGAGGAGACGAGGAGUUUCUUCGGUCGGCUGACCCCCUGGAGGUGAUACAUAAUUUCUUAGAGCAACACGCACGGAGCCAACACCAAGGCACUUGCGUGCUCAAACACCUCGUAACUGCCUACCAUGAUUUUGGAGAUUCGUUGGCAGAUCACUUUCUUGGGAGCUGUGGUCCAUAA